GUUUUGUCUGUGUAAUGUCGCCGAAGAGCAGGUUUUAAUUGCCAAUGGUUAAAUGUCAUUAAAUUUUACUUAACCCGGGUCAAACGUCAUCGGAGAAUACGUUGAUGAAUUCGAAAUAUUAGCGUUCCAACUUUUACAAUCUUCAACAAAUUCAAUUAACGUUAGUUUGUUUAAUAUGUGUUUUUUUAAAUUCAAGGAUAUUUGUAUAGCUUACAAAGAAUAAACUGGAAAAGAGAGAACAAGCGACUUAAAUUUUUGCGUUUGUGUGUUUUUGCUAAGCAUGGGAAAAACUUAUAUCAAUUACAUUUCAAUUUUUACUUAAUCUCUUUGAAGAUAGUUUUACUUUUUACCUUUGAAUAAGUGCAAUUUUUUUCACUUUAGCUUUAAACGGAAAAUCUUCGAAAUUUGAAGCUAGAACCAUUCAAGCGAAUAAAAUGCUUUCUCAUUCAACAAAUGGAUCCUUACCAAUGAUUAUAGAAGGUCUUCAAGAUCAAAGCGUUGCUCUAUCGGAGAAUGCAAAAUUUAAAGUAUCGGUUCAAGGCAAUCCGAAACCUAGUGUGCAAUGGUUUGCGCCAAACGGCCGAGAAAUUGGAGCCAGUUAUAAGUUUAUGGUAUACCAAGUCGCCGAUUACGAGGUUCUUGAAAUAGUAAAUACAGAAGAGACUGACAGAGGGGUAUACAGGGUUAAAGUAACAAAUACUGUAGGAUCCGUUGAAGCCAAGGCUAAUUUAGAUUUAUAUAUAAAAAGAAGCCGACGAAGUAGAAGUCAACAAGCCGAACAAAAGCCGAAGUUUUCAUCUAAAUUACAGGAUUUGACAGCUAAUGAUCAUGAACAGAACGUUGAAUUAUCUUGCUGCGUUUCCGGUAAUCCACAACCAACAAUCACAUGGUAUUUCGGAGAACAACUCUUAGAAAAUUCAAAAGAUUUCAAACAAGUUUUUGAAGAUGGUCGUGCCACUUUAAUUAUCACCGAAAUUUAUCCGGAUGACGAUGGAACAUAUAUCUGCAAGGCGGUGAAUAGCGCAGGAGAAGAUAGCUGUUUGUGUAAAUUAACUGUCAAAGAUAAUGCUAAUGAGGAAGCAAUGAAGUUUGUUAAACCCUUAAGUGAUAUAUUCGGUAUCGAUACGGAAUCUGCACAAUUGUGUUGUCAAUUAGAAAACGGUGAUGACGCAGAAAUAAAAUGGAUUAAGGAAGAUGAUACAGAAUUUCGGGUGGAUGGUUCCGCCAUAAAAAGUGAAUUUGAUGGUAAAAUAGCCAGAUUAAUAUUUGAGGAACUUUUUCCAGAAGAUGACGGCUUGUACUCGUUAUAUGUUAGGAAAGGAGACGCUCAAAUUAAUUGCUCUUGUAAACUUUCCGUUAAACCUAAACCUUUGGAAAGUUGUAUAUUAAGGCCUCUUCAUGAUGAGAAUAUAGAUGAAGGUAGCACUUGCUUAUUAACUGUUGAAAUUGAUCCAUCAUGUGUUGAACCUGAAAUACGCUGGAUGCACAAUAAAAAACCUAUAUCUAAUUCAUCACCAAAUUUAAAGUGUUCUUCGUCAGGAAAUGUUUAUAAUAUUGAAAUUCACCAAGUGACCCAUAAAUGUGCUGGAAUAUAUGACUUUUUCGUAAGUGCCAAAAAUGGAAAUGAUCAGUGUUCAUGCAAAAUUACUGUUAUAGAAAUGAUAAAAAAACCCGAUAUUAUAACUAAAUCAUACUCUACAAGUUCUAAAGAAGGAGAUUCCAUCGAAUUGAGAUGUCUCGUUAAUUCUUUAAACAAAUGUACUGUAAACUGGUUGAAGGACGAUCGAAUUAUCACAAACCGGAACAUGGACAAAAGGUUUAAAGAUCUUAUUGAAGACAAUGCUUGUCUUUUGCGAAUAGACUCAGCUAAAGCUAGUGAUUCCGCAAACUAUACUUGUAUAGUGGAAAAUUCUGCAGGAAAAUCUGAAUGUUCUAUCAUGUUAAAUGUUCAUUGUGCCGAUCGAAGAAGAUCUACGGAUAUCGACGAAGUUUUUGAAAGUUCAAGAACUGAAAGAAGAAUUUCAAACUCAAGAGGUUCUCUUGCAGAAGUAAAACAUCCUUUACAUGAUGUUACAUUGAAAGAAGGUGACGAAUUGACAUUAGAAUGUGAAUUUGCAUCCACUAUUCCUCUCAAGAUUAGCUGGUUUUGUGAAGAUAAAAGAUUAGAGCCAACAGAUGAAAUUUUCAUUGACAGUGAUAACGGUUACUCUUGCUUAUCUAUUGCUAAUAUUACAAGAGAAUUUUCUGGAAAGGUAAUGGCUAAAGCCACAAAUGGAAGAACUUCAAUUCAAACAGCUUGCAUUGUAAAAGUAGAAGAUGUAAAAAUAUCUCGAAAACCACCUCAAAUUAAAAAGGAACUAAAAAAUCAAACUGUAAUGGAAGGCAAAUCAGUGUCAUUUGAGGUCGAAUUUUACUCUAGUAAACCAGUGUCCGCCGAAUGGUUUAGCAAAGGCGAACAACUCGACGGGCCGAAUGACUUCGAAAUAGAUACAAGCUCUAACAAAGCAACUUUAAAAAUUAUCGAAGCCCUCAUGGACGAUGCAGGACAGAUAUGCGUUAGACUAUCUAAUGAUUAUGGGAAAGUACAAUCUACUUGUAAUUUGACAGUCAGAGAUCGAGAAUUCACAAAGAGAUCAAGUAGCAAGCAAAGUCCACGUGGUUCCUCCCAGGCCAGUGAAGAUUCCAUUAAUUAUAAAGAUGCAUUAGUUCGUCAUGUUGAAGUCCAGAACACCAGUGCGACCUUAAGUACUCCACCCAGACAAACAGAUUUUAGAAAUGUUUUGAAAAAGUCUUCCAGCUUUAAACAGUCGCCUUCACCUCAGCCAGUAACAACAACAACAACAACAAAAAUGGAUUAUUUAUCCGUUCUAAAGAAGAAAUCUAAUUUUGAUCAUUUAGAGAAGAAAACAAUUGCUUCGCCACCGCUUCAAGUUGACUUUAGGGAGGUGCUCAAGAAAAAAAGUAGAACACUCUCGAAAUCUGAUGAUAAAGAACCUCUCAAAGAAGAUGAUUCUGGAAAAAAGCAAAUUCAUAACGCAAGGUUUCAACUUAGGAAGACAGCAUCAAGUGAAAAUCUUUUGUCAAAUAAAACAGAACUUUCCAUUCCAAGGACAGAAGCGAAAUCUACUGCUCCUGAUUAUAAAUCUCUCUUGAAAACCAAUGUUGGGAGGGAAGAUAAGCCAAAAAUUCUUAAAGAAUUAGACGAUCAAUCUGUCACAGAAGGAGGAACCUUGUAUUUAAAAACAACUUUUUCUGGCAUCCCUUCUCCUAGCGUUAUAUGGAAGCACGAAGAUCUUGAAAUAAAGCAAUAUACAGAUGAUAGAAUCGAUAUAAUUACAGAUAAAGUUUCUUCUACAUUAGUUUGCCGUCAAAUUCAAGAUAAAGAUCAUGGAAAAUAUUUAGUAAAAGUACGUAAUCAGUACGGUUUUAAAGACAGUACAUGUAAAGUGAUAGUGAAUAAACCAAAGCGAAUGGAAGAACUGAAACCACCAUUUAAAAAUUUAGAUUCUGGAAUUGCUGGAAGCAGAGAGAGUUUAGACGAGACUGAACAAUUUGGAGAUAUUCAAAGCAAGCUGAGAGAUAGGAGACGGAGGACUAUGAAUAAAAAAGAACGAGAAGAUGAGAGUUCUUUUACAAAGCAGGAAAUAGACAUUAACCAAAAUAUAAAUGGAACUGAUAACUCUUCACUAGAAUCACCUCCUCCCGUGGAAAAAGAACCAGAACCUGAACCACCUGUUGAAGAAAAACCACCAGAGAGAAUUCAGACUGUACAAAACGAACUACUCGACGAUGAUUCUUCCAUUCAGAUAUUACGUGAUUUAAAAAAUGCUAAAGUCUUGAGUGGGGACGUUUUAAUGCUUCAGUUAAAAUUCGAUAGUCAACAUCCAAUCACCAGCGUUUCUUGGUAUAAAGACAACCAAGUUGUAAAGCCUAAGAGUAAAUCGGUCCAAAUGAAUUUUGACAAUAAGCAAGCAUCUUUAUUAAUUUCUGAUGUUAAUCGUGAAGAAGAAGGAGAAUAUUGCGUUGAAAUUUGUAAUGAAAUUGGCGAAAUUGCCGAAAGUAGCUGUUUUAUAAAUGUGCUCGAUUAUUCUCGUUUCGGAUCAAUGUCUAAAGCGGUUUCUGAUAGAUCAUCCCAAGAUUUCUCUUCCAUAUCUAAACCCGAUACGGAGGAUAGUACGGUAUUAGUCGAAGAAUUCAUAAGUAGUCUGGAAAUUUCUAAUUGCACAUACAAUUCGGUUAUGCUUUCUUGGACUAAAUGUGAAAAUAAGGAAAAUGUGAAUCGUCUACUGCGGUAUAGAGUUGAAAUGAAUAAACUAUCAGAAGAUAAAUGGGUCGUUGCCUGUGAAAUGCACCGAGAUACUGAAUAUGCCAUCGAAAAUUUAGAAGAAGAUACAGAAUAUAAAUUUAAAGUUAUUCCUAUGAAAACUCGCGAAAGUGUUGAAACGGCAAGGAAGAGAGAGAAAAUUAGUGACAUUGUCAGAACUCUAAGAAGAGAAACAGUUGAGGAAUCAGACUACCCUUUCGAACCUAAAGAAGUAGAGCCUAGAACAAGUGAAAAAUUCGCCGAUUUUUAUCAAAUGGGAGAGAAAAUUAACAGUGGAAGAUUUGGAGAUGUUCACCACUGCGUUGACAAUGAGACAAAGCUCCAUCUAGCGUGCAAAGUAAUAAAGAAGAGAGGUGCAGCGGCAAGGCAAACAGUUCAGCAUGAAUUAAAUAUCAUGAACGAACUGCGUCAUCCAAGACUAUUAAUUGCUUACGACGCUUUUAUAAAUCGAAACGAAUGCGUAUUGGUAAUGGAAUUCGUUGCUGGUGGUGAAUUGUUCGAGAAAGUAGUUGAUGAAAAAGUUGUACGAGAAAUAGACUGUAUCGGUUACAUUAGGCAAAUUUGCGAAGGUUGCCAAUAUAUGCACGAAAAAUCUAUCGUACAUUUGGACUUGAAACCUGAAAAUAUCGUAUGUGUUUCGAAAGAAGGCACUAAAAUAAAAAUUAUAGACUUUGGUCUUGCCCAAAAAUUAAACGUAACCGACGAUAUGAAUAAUAGAAGUCUACAAGGAACUGCUGAAUUUGCUGCUCCAGAAAUUCUCAACUAUGAUCCAAUUAGUACUACCACCGAUAUGUGGAGUGUAGGGGUCAUUUGCUACGUUCUAUUGUCUGGAAUUGCCCCAUUUGCUGGUGAAACUGACGACGAAACUAUUACAAAUGUUACUAGUGGAGAAUAUGAUUUUACAGAAGAAUUUGACAUAAUUAGCGAUUUGGGUAAAAAUUUUAUCUCAAAAUUAUUACAGAAACGGCCAAGGCGUCGUAUGUUAGCUAAGGAUUGUUUAUCCGAUGAUUGGUUAACUGUUGGUAAAGAUAAAUUACCAAAUGUUCCAAUUGACACAACAAAACUUCGUUCAUUUAUGAAUCGUAGAAAGUGGCAGCAGUGUCAGUAGAAAACUUAUACAAAACCAAAAAAAAAACAAAAAUACACAUCUAAUUAAGCCCACACUAGAGCAAUAAUGGCAAUGAACAGGCUUUCAUCUUUUCUUAAGAAAUAGGGUGCCUUUCUUAGUUCGUUCAGAGAAAUCAUUUGUAUAUAUUUAUAACACAAAUUUCUCUGCUCGUAUUAAGUUUUUUUAAUCAGUGUUUUUUAUUAAUGCAUGUUGCAAUCUCAUUACUGUUUAUGAAUAAAAAUAUAGAAAUAUAGAG
This is a messenger RNA of Dimorphilus gyrociliatus, 5688 nucleotides long. Lineage: Eukaryota; Metazoa; Annelida; Polychaeta; Dinophilidae. The record is from the annotation of a GenBank genome assembly.